UUUGAAAAGGCGAAGAUGCGGAAAAAUUACGCUUGUCGAAAAACCGUCGCAUGGUUUGUAUUCGUCAACAUGCUCUGUGCGACUACUUGCACCAUUUCCAUCUCUCGCUCUCUCCCUCUCCUUCUUCUCCGCUCUUCCCAUUUUUACCCCCGGCGUUUGCCAAAAUCACAUCCUUGCCCCUUUUACUCUCCCUGCCUCUAUAAAACACCUUUCAGAUCCACCUCUCCCAUCUCUAGCUUUUCUCCUUUCUGCUCCAUGGCUUCCGAAAGUGCCCUCGAAGAUAAUCUCGGUUCUAACCCUCUGCUUCAGGACUUCGUCUUCCCUCCGUUCGACGUCGUUGAACCGAAGCACGUCCGGCCUGGGAUCCGAGCGCUGCUGAAGAAUCUCGAGAGCGAUCUGGUUGAGCUGGAGAAGAAGGUGGAACCCACGUGGACGGGCUUGGUUGAGCCGUUGGAGAAGAUCGUUGACCGUCUGCAGGUGGUUUGGGGGAUCGUUAAUCACUUGAAGUCUGUGAAGGAUUGUUCAGAACUUCGGUCUGCUAUCGACGAAGUUCAGCCAGAGAAGGUUAAAUUUCAGCUUAGAUUAGGACAAAGCAAACCCAUUUACAAUGCGUUCAAGUCUAUUCAAGAAUCUUCAUCUUGGCAAACAUUGAGUGAUGCUCGCAAACGUAUAGUGGAAGCCCAGAUAAAGGAAGCGGUUCUCAAUGGUGUUUCCCUCGAAGAUGAUAAAAGAGACCAAUUUAAUAAAGUUGAGCAGGAACUGGAAAAAUUGUCACAAAAAUUUGGAGAGAAUGUUCUAGAUGCCACCAAAAAGUUUGAAAAAUUGAUUACAGAUAAGAAGGAAAUUGAAGGCCUUCCUGCUACAUCACUUGGUUUGGCAGCGCAAGCAGCUUUGUCUAAGGGUCAUGAAAAUGCUACUGCUGAAAAUGGGCCAUGGUUGAUUACAUUGGACGCUCCAUGCUAUAUGCCUGUUAUGCAACAUGCACGGAAUCGAUCUUUGCGUGAAGAAGUGUACCGUGCUUUUGUAACCCGUGCCUCAAGUGGAGACCUUGAUAAUACACCAAUUAUUGAUAAAAUUCUGAAACUUAGAUUGGAGAAGGCUAAGCUUCUUGGAUACAAUAACUAUGCUGAGGUAAGCAUGGCAAUGAAAAUGGCUACAAUUGAAAAGGCAGAAGAGCUCCUGGAAAAGCUGCGUACUGCUUCUUGGGAUGCUUCAGUCCAAGAUAUGGAAGACCUGAAGACCUUUUCUAAAGAUAAAGGUGCUGAAGAAGCUAAUGAUUUGAAUCAUUGGGACACUGGCUUUUGGAGUGAGAGGCUUCGUGAGGCAAAGUAUGACAUCAACGAGGAAGAGUUACGCCCAUUUUUCUCAUUGCCAAAAGUUAUGGAUGGCCUUUUCAGUCUUGCCAAGAUGCUUUUCGAUAUCAACAUUGAAUCAGCUGAUGGCCUAGCCCCGGUUUGGAACAAAGACGUCAGAUUUUACUGUGUCAAAGAUUCAGCAGGCAAUCCAAUUUCGUACUUCUAUUUUGACCCUUACUCUAGGCCUUCCGAAAAACGUGGUGGAGCGUGGAUGGAUGAGGUUGUUGGCCGAAGUCGUGCACUUGCACGUGAUGGUGCCUCUGCUAGGUUGCCUGUUGCCCACAUGGUGUGCAAUCAAACUCCUCCAGUAGGGGACAAACCUAGCCUUAUGACAUUCCGUGAGGUUGAGACUGUCUUCCAUGAGUUCGGUCAUGCACUUCAGCAUAUGCUCACCAAGGAAGAUGAAGGUCUAGUUUCAGGUAUUCGGGGAAUAGAGUGGGAUGCUGUUGAACUGCCUUCCCAGUUCAUGGAAAAUUGGUGUUAUCACAGGGAUACUCUGUUGAGUAUUGCAAAACACUAUGAAACUGGAGAGAAUCUUCCUGAAGAAGUUUAUUUGAAGCUUCUUGCAGCGAGGACUUUCCGUGCAGGCUCACUAAGUCUUCGACAGAUACGAUUUGCAAGUGUAGAUUUGGAACUGCACACAAAGUAUGUUCCUGAUGGGUCAGAAUCUGUCUAUGAUAUUGAUCAAAGAAUAAGUAAAAAGACACAAGUCGUUCCGCCGCUGCCAGAGGACAGGUUCCUUUGUAGUUUCAGCCAUAUAUUUGCAGGUGGAUAUGCAGCUGGCUACUAUAGCUACAAGUGGGCCGAGGUGUUGUCAGCUGAUGCUUUCUCGGCAUUUGAAGAUGCUGGGUUGGACAACCAUAAGGCUGUUGUAGAAACAGGUCACAAGUUCCGAGAAACCAUUCUUGCUCUAGGGGGUGGAAAAUCACCGCUCGAGGUUUUUGUGAAAUUCCGUGGGCGUGAACCUUCCCCGGAUCCCCUGCUCAGGCACAAUGGCCUAUUACCGGUUCCCAUAUCCGCUUGAGGUUGACCCAAGAUGGCGCCGAAUGGUGCAUGUACACCUACAAUUCUAAAAUCCGUUCCAUGUUUGGUGAAAUCUGCAGAAUGUCUACAUGUUAAGAUUCGGGGCAGGUUUUAGGAAAACCAAGGCACUGAAUAAAAGCUUAUACAAGUGAUUGGAGGUUUACAACUCUGGGUACGACUCGACACAAGUCACAUAGAAUCGAUUUGCAUGCACUCUUUGUAGAGUUCCAUACUUUUGAUACUGCUUUAUAUUCGUGCACCAAACAUGGUCUAAA
Messenger RNA from Magnolia sinica, 2653 nucleotides. RefSeq names its product probable cytosolic oligopeptidase A. The record is from RefSeq and is a predicted model, not a curated record. Bases 16 to 2379 code for a protein of 787 amino acids. NCBI's taxonomy places the organism in Eukaryota, Viridiplantae, Streptophyta, Magnoliopsida, Magnoliales, Magnoliaceae. Gene Ontology annotation, biological process: proteolysis; peptide metabolic process. The transcript has 17 exons. Gene Ontology annotation, molecular function: metalloendopeptidase activity.